Molecule: messenger RNA, 1802 nt
Organism: Trifolium pratense (red clover)
Lineage: Eukaryota; Viridiplantae; Streptophyta; Magnoliopsida; Fabales; Fabaceae
Exons: 11
Coding region: 249-1604 (451 amino acids)
Biological process (GO): protein desumoylation
Cellular component (GO): nucleus
Molecular function (GO): deSUMOylase activity
Source: RefSeq, a predicted model, not a curated record
CAGAACACACUAAACCGCAUCUCUAACCCUAUUCUGCCGUCAAGCAGGAUGAAGAAAACACAACACAAUCUUUCAACUUUGAUUUUCUUCAAAAAUACUACCUCUAAACAAAAAUUGACAAAAUCUUUCAACUUUGAUUUUCUUCAAAAAUACUACCCUAACCCUUCUAUAUAUAAUCAUGGUAUCACCCCUACAAAUUCACGCAACAAACACAGUGUAUUUUCUUUCAUUGAAAUCGCUGUCACUGAAUGGAGGACGGAGAAGCUUCCUUUACGUCACCAUUAUCUCACAAAAAGAUGGUUUCUGACGUAAAAAAAGAGGAGCGUUAUAAGGGAAUAUCGUUCGUAGAUUUACUAGACAGCCCACCAAAGAAGUUUUUGAAAACAGAGAAGGUUCUUGAAGAAGAAAAUUUUGAUCAUUGGGAUCCUUGUGCUAAAACAAGCCCGCCGAUAACAAAGGAGGUUUUUAAAGAAGAAGAAAAUUUUGAUCAUUGGGAGGACCAAACACAAGUGUCUAUGGUGAUAAAGUCAAUUGAUGACUUUAAGGAAACUAUACUGACCAUGUUAAGACAACCUGUGGAAAAGCUGGUAACACCUUUGACAAAGGAAAGUAUUCGACCUUUGAAGAAGGAAAAACUUAGUAAAAUCUUUUCACCAUAUGCCAAAGAUGGCAACAAAUAUGUGCAAGUAACCACCACUCCGACAGGGUGCUACAUCAAAUCCAGCAAAACAUUAGUUGGUCCGUCUAUCCCCGAUUGGUUGUCUUCACUCUUUAAACCAAAGGAGAUAAUGAAUCUAACCUCCGACCAAUGUGCUAUGGCAUCUUACAUAUUUGGUCGUUCAACAGACGACAAAGAGGUUUUGAUACAACCACGUGUACCAUUCUGCGACGGUACAAGGAAGCUUCUAAGUGGUUUGAAGCCCACAAAGUUUCUUUACGGAGAUAUAAUUGAUCUAGUUGUAUGUAUGAUGACUGAUAAGGCAAAGAAAGGACUGAUUGACCAAGGGUGUUGGUUUCUGCCAUCGGUUUUCUCGCAAUAUGUGAUAUCAUGGAAUGCACCAAUACCCUCCCUGAUAAAAAAAUAUCGCAAAAAAUUUAUGGGAGACCUUGGUAUGAUUUCAAAGAUAUUUCUACCGGUUCAUGAUGCUGAAUACUUGCAUUGGUUCCUGCUUGUGAUUGACUUCAACAAAAAACAAGUGAUUUAUCUAGACUCACUUCCAAAUCGUUCAGCCCGUCGCGGCAGGAAUAUAAGUAUCAAGAAACUGACUGUUUAUAUGGAGGAGUUACUCAUGGAUCCCGCUUUUCAUGUGACCGGAACAAAACAUACACCAAAUGUAUCUGAAUUUAGCCUAGUCACUCCAAAUGAUUUGGGAGUGCAAGCAGAUAUGUCGAAUGACUGUGGAGUUUGGGUCAUUAUGUGGAUGAAGCAAAUGGGAGAAAAAGAAUAUAAGAUUGAUGUGGAUGAUGGUACAAGACUAAGGAUAGCAUUAGAUUUGAUAUUGGAUCCUUCCAACGAAUUGAAAGAGAAAGCUUUGGCUGCUGCAAAAAAAAAACCUUUGGCUGCUGCAAAAAAAAGAAGAGUUAAAGAAUCCAACAGCUGCUGACUAAAUUUUAUACCACAUGUUUUGUGGGAUUUUGCAGUCUUACAAUUUCUUUUAAAGUUCUGACUUAUUUAGUUUCUACCAGGAUGGAUGGUUGACUAGUUUCUAUUUUUUGGAUAUCUUAUUUUGACUUUACGUUUUUAUGUUUCCACCAACAUGGAUGGUUGACUAGUGUGAUGAAUGGAUUUUUUUUAUAUCUUA